Zea mays is the source of this 1200-nucleotide messenger RNA. Its product is annotated as derlin1-1. NCBI's taxonomy places the organism in Eukaryota, Viridiplantae, Streptophyta, Magnoliopsida, Poales, Poaceae. The record is from RefSeq and is a predicted model, not a curated record. The transcript has 6 exons. The coding region runs from base 285 to 887 and encodes 200 amino acids.
ACCAAUCGCCGCUCACCAAGGCCACCUCAUCACCCAGCCACGUUACAUGACCAAUCGCCUGCGCCGUAGCGCGCACACCUACGUGUCGAGCCGUCUUCAUCCCUCCGACCGGAAAUCAACGGUGCGUUUGCUUCUCUCCUCCGGAAGGUUCUCGGCUUCUCGCAGGCGCGGCGACCGGCUUCAACCCCAACUCUUCUUCUUCUUCCUCGCAAACUUCGAACGGGACGAGAAGGAAGCGGACGCGAGAGGAGACUAACCGACCUCGGAUCCAUCGACGCGUGAAGAUGUCUUCGCCCGCCGAGUACUACAAAUCACUUCCACCUAUAAGCAAGGCAUAUGGGACAUUGUGUUUCUUUACCACCGUGCUAGUUCAGCUCCAGAUUUUGCACCCAUUAUUUCUUUACUUAGAUUACCCCUUGGUGUUCAAGAAGUUUGAGAUAUGGAGGCUAUUGACAAGUUUCUUUUUCCUGGCACCAUUUUCCAUGAAAUUUGGUAUUCGCCUUCUGAUGAUAGCAAGGUAUGGUGUCAUGUUGGAAAAGGGUGCAUUUGAUAAGCGGACUGCAGAUUUCUUAUGGAUGAUGAUAUUUGGUGCCAUCUCACUAUUGUCCUUUUAUCUUCCAUGGGCUAUGCUCUUAUUGGAUGUGAUAUUUGGGUCAUCAUUAAUGCCUGGACUUCUGGGUAUCAUGGUUGGACAUCUCUACUACUUCUUUGCAGUGUUGCACCCUCUUGCCACCGGGAAGAGCUACCUCAAGACUCCUAAAUGGGUACAUAAGAUUGUUGCUCGAUUCAGGAUAGGCAUGCAAGCGAACUCACCCGUCCGUCCACCAGCCAAUGGCAACAGCGGGUCUGGUGUGUUUAGAGGAAGAAGCUAUAGGCUCAAUCAAUAGAUUCACCCACCUCGUAAUGUGAUCCAUGGUCGGAGUGGCAAUGUAGAAGCAAAGACCAGAACGCAUAGUAGGGUCAAUCAAAAUUAAGGGUUACCCGUCAGAGAUUUUCUUAAAAAACCUGGACGGACGGAAUGGAGAACCCUUCCAUUUGCUCAUUUAGUUGCUAACAAUGUUCAUCGUCCAUGUUUACACAUGAAUAUAAUUCUGUAAUGACAAUUUGUGUACACUUAUGCUGGACUUAUUGUCGCCUCUUUUUAGCUAGGAUAAGAACAAAAGAUGAUGAGUUUGCUCAUGCUGGUGCUUUUGGUCCUUA